Messenger RNA from Poecile atricapillus (Black-capped chickadee), 2363 nucleotides. It is a transcript of the gene RAD51D, whose product is annotated as RAD51 paralog D. Gene Ontology annotation, molecular function: single-stranded DNA binding; ATP hydrolysis activity; ATP-dependent DNA damage sensor activity. NCBI's taxonomy places the organism in Eukaryota, Metazoa, Chordata, Aves, Passeriformes, Paridae. Gene Ontology annotation, biological process: reciprocal meiotic recombination; DNA strand invasion; telomere maintenance. Gene Ontology annotation, cellular component: centrosome; Rad51B-Rad51C-Rad51D-XRCC2 complex; replication fork. The coding region runs from base 460 to 1320 and encodes 286 amino acids. The record is from RefSeq and is a predicted model, not a curated record. The transcript has 9 exons.
AUCCCAGCGGAUCCCGGCGGAUCCCGGGGAGGGGAGCGGCCGCGCUCCUUCCGCCGGCCGCAGGAAGCAGGAAGGGAGCCCCGGGCGCUGCGAACCAUCGCGGGCUCUGCUGCAGGUGCUCGGCAUCGGGGGGAGCCGCAGCCAUGGCCCCCUGCAGGAUUUUGGGUUUUUUGGCCCCAAAGAGGAAUUAAUUGCCCAUCGGAUCCAGCCAUCCCAAACGCAGCUUGGGUGGCUUCUCCCCGGCUUCAGGGGCAGGCGCCAUCCUGUGUUGGAGCUGGCAGUGCAGGGUUGAGGGUUGAUGAUCUCGGAUGUCUUUUCCAUCCCUGAUGAUUCUGUGAAUUCCGCCCUCCCAUCUCCUCCGCAGGUCUUUGCUCUUCUCCCUCCCUGUGGAGAUGGUGGUCCUGCAGGCUGGGCUCUGCCCUGGUCUCACUGAAGAGAUGCUGCAGCUUCUCAGGGCUAAUGGCAUCAGGACAGGCGCUGGUUGCAGUCAGAAGAGUGCUCCUGGCCCAGUUCUCUGCCUUCCCUGCCAAUGGAGCAGACCUCUACGAGGAGCUCAAGAGCUCCACUGCCAUCCUGCCCACUGGCAGUCCAAGCCUGGACCAGCUGCUGGACUCGGGGCUGUACACGGGGGAGCUGACAGAGCUCAUGGGAGCACCGGGCAGUGGGAAGACACAGGUGUGUCUGGGCAUCGCAGCCAGUGUGUCCCUGGGCCUCAAGCAGCACGUCCUGUUUCUCGACUCCACGGGGGGUUUCACUGCCUCCCGUCUCUACCAGAUACUCCGAGCCCAGACAGAGGAUGAGGAAGAGCAGCUGGAGGCUCUGCAGCGGGUGCAGGUGGUCCGUGUGUUCAACAUCUAUGAGCUGCUGGGUGCCUUGCAGGAGCUGCGGGAUCGCCUCUCCCAGCAGGCUGUGAGCUCCGUGGGACCUCUCAAGGUGGUGUUGCUGGACUCGGUGUCGGCUGUGAUUUACCCUGUGCUGGGUGGCAGGCAGGCAGAGGGUUUGGCCCUGAUGAUGCAGCUCUCCAGAGAGCUGAAGACCCUGGCCAGGGAGUUCAGCCUUGCUGUUGUGGUGACCAACCAGGUGACAAGGGACAGCAGCACUGGCCAGCUGAAGCCAGCCCUCGGCCGCUCCUGGAGUUUCGUGCCCAGCACGCGGGUGCUGCUGGAGAGCAGAGAAGCCAGCUGGGAGAGAGCCUCCACACAACGUGCUGCUUCCCUGGCAAAGUCACCCCGGCAGCCAGCAGGGAUCCAGGUGGAGCUGGACAUUGGAAAUGGUGUCGUGUUGGAGCCGAGCCUGGUGACACCCACACAGGGACUCUGAUGGCAUGGAAAAACAAAUGUCACAAGGUUCAAGAGAGCUGCACAAAAGCAGGCAAGCAUUGAAGGUUUUACAAACUGACUGAGAGUCCUGCAGCCUUGGGAAGGACAGACACGAAAAAUCUCUUGUUCUUCUGCCCUGAGGAAAAACUGAGUGUGGGGUUCCCUGGAGACCUCUGUGCCAACAGAUACUGUCUGCAGUGGCUGGGCUGUGAGGACAGCCAGGUCCUGCCCUCUGCUGCAGGCUUGUCUUCACCCCCCAGAGCCAGCCCUGUCCUCAGGUGUUGUGUGGGAUCAGCUGCCUUGUUCCUGCACAGCCCCACAACUCCCCGUGCUGGUUUUAUUCCCCCCGCGGAUCGCUGCCCUCUGGUCCUGGAGUUCUGAUCAUCCUCAGGCCCACAGUGGGCUUGGUUCGGAAAUAAAAGGAAAAGAAAGCUGUUGCACAUUGCAGUGGUUGUUGAGAGCUGCAAUUCAAUUAAUGACAGCUGCUCUGAACUUAAUUAAAAUGUUGAGCAGCACUGGGGUGGGACAGGCUGCUGAUGAGCAGAGAAAUAAUGAGAUGCUUGAUCUUCCCUCCUCCCCAGAGUAACACCAAGCCCUGUGGGGACCUGCUGGUGUUUUUUGGGGAACAGCUGGACUGUGUAAAGGCUUGCUGAUAACUGAUGGAGGUUCUGAUCUGGAUUAGCUGAGGCAGAUGGGUCCUGGCUGGCACCAACUGGUCCUGCUUGAUGCUCAAGGACCUAUUCAAUUGCAUGUGGUGAUGUUUAAAAUAAUCAUCCUGUGCUCCAGUGCUUUGCAGCUGCUCCUGCCUGCUCUUGGCAACCUCCCGAGGAGAGGGCAGGCUUGGAUGUGGAGUUUCCUCUUGAUCCCAGAUGUCUCAGAUACCCUCAGUUUAAGAGACCUUCUUGGCAGGUGAGCUGAGCCAUGGCUUGCACUUCAAGGCAGCUGAUGGAGAGUUUGGGGGCUGGGACUAAUUAGGGCAUGAUCAUUAAACUAAUAACACAGCACCACAGCUCCUGGAGCCUUCUAAGGCCAUGCUUGGCACAU